AUGAGAAAUACGAAUAUCCCGUCGGGCUCACCACCCAAAUAUGAGGUUGAUGACCCAAGUUCCUUGGCACCAAGAUGGUGGGAUAUGAGAGCGUGGAGUAAGAAGAAGUGGGCAAUUUUUGGUGCGGGAAUCAUUGUAUUGAUAAUUGUCAUCGUGGUGGCUGCUGUGGAAGGUUCAAAAAAGAAUGCUUAUCCAGAUUACUCACAAUUGAACUAUACACUGAAGGAUACUUACUCAGGGACUGACUUUUUCGAUAACUUCGAUUACUUCAAUAUCUACGAUCCAUCAGCCGGUUUCGUUCAUUAUGUUGAUUCCGAAGUUGCGGCUCAAUACAAUUUGACAUAUGCUUCAUCAAGUUCUGCAGUUAUCAGAGUCGACACAUCUGUUACAGCCGACAGUAACCCAAAUGCAUUUACUGGCCGCUUCUCAGUUCGAAUUGAGUCCAAGACGCAAUACAAUGACGGUCUAUUCAUCUUCGAUAUUGUCCACACACCAAUUGGUUGUGCUACAUGGCCUGCACUGUGGCUAAGUGAUUCAAACAAUUGGCCAACAAAUGGAGAGAUCGAUAUCAUGGAGGCGGUCAACGUUGUGAGCUCUACAAAGAAUCAGAUGACCCUCCAUACUACUUCAGGCUGCUCCAUGGAUGUCAAACGUAAAGAAACUGGAAAAUCCAUUCAGUCUUCAUGCUUGAAUAGCACGAAUUCAAAUGCUGGUUGCGGUGUGCAUGACUCUGCAGGAACCUUCGGUGCGGAUUUCAACUCCAAUGGAGGUGGUGUUAUGGCGAUGGAACUACGUAGCGCGGGUAUUCGAAUGUGGCAAUUUGGACGGGAUGCUAUACCGACUGAUAUUUCAUCAGGUAGCCCAGAUCCAUCGACUUGGUCGGAAGCUACUGCCGACUUCCCUAGCACAGAUUGCGACAUUGGCAAUCACUUCAAGAACCAAAGUAUCAUUGUCAACAUUGAUUUGUGCGGAAAUUGGGCAGGUACCCAAAGUGUAUAUGAUGUUGAUUGUCCCGGUACUUGCACUGACUACGUCGCUAACAACGCAACCGCAUUCACAGAUGCUUACUGGCAAUUCAAUAACUUCACUGUAUAUCAAGCUUCGUAA
Molecule: messenger RNA, 1107 nt
Organism: Botrytis byssoidea
Lineage: Eukaryota; Fungi; Ascomycota; Leotiomycetes; Helotiales; Sclerotiniaceae
Exons: 3
Coding region: 1-1107 (368 amino acids)
Biological process (GO): glucan catabolic process
Molecular function (GO): hydrolase activity, hydrolyzing O-glycosyl compounds
Source: RefSeq, a predicted model, not a curated record